This is a messenger RNA of Myodes glareolus (Bank vole), 3248 nucleotides long. It is a transcript of the gene Ccr6, whose product is annotated as C-C motif chemokine receptor 6. The record is from RefSeq and is a predicted model, not a curated record. Lineage: Eukaryota; Metazoa; Chordata; Mammalia; Rodentia; Cricetidae. Gene Ontology annotation, cellular component: external side of plasma membrane; membrane. Gene Ontology annotation, molecular function: C-C chemokine receptor activity; C-C chemokine binding. Gene Ontology annotation, biological process: calcium-mediated signaling; G protein-coupled receptor signaling pathway; thymocyte migration.
AUAAUUUUGAAACAAAAAAAAUUUGCAUCACAGUGAAAUCAUUGACCUAGUUACAUAAGGUGUCUUCCUGCCUCCACCUUUGCUACCUUCAUAUGGGCUGCAGCGUGGUGAAGACAGACAUUUGUGGUGAGGCAGCUCACCACCCACCCCAUGAAGGUGAAGAACAAGUCACACACCGCCUCGAGGAGCCGAGCUCUGAGCCCAGAGCAGGACAGCAAGGACACACACCGUUCUAGCCACCUGCGACUCGAAGUCAUCACUUUCAGUCCCCUGAGACCAGGGCCUCCACACCUGGGAGCAAAGAUCUCAAAAUUCUGAAAUUUAAGAGAAAAACUGCAGCUGCUGGUUUGAGGGUCGGAAUAUUGUCGCUUUGCCUCAGCUCUCCUAAAGCCUGUGCUAGCGAGUGUGUGGCCGACACUGCCCUCUCCACUUUCCACACCACACCAAGUCUGGAUUUCCCACCGACACCCAGGACCACCGUGCAUGAAGAGACAAUGAACUCCACGGAGGGUUACGAGGAGUACUCUGACUCGAUCCUAUCUGUGUCUCCGGACGACUUGCCCCUAUCGGUGUCUCCAGACGACGCGCCGUGCUCCUUGAAGGAGGUCAGAGAGUUCACCAGGGUAUUUGUGCCCAUCGCCUACUCUCUAAUAUGUGUCUUUGGCCUCCUGGGCAAUAUUAUGGUAGUGAUGACCUUUGCCUUCUACAAGAAGGCCAGGUCCAUGACUGACGUCUACCUGUUGAACAUGGCCAUCACAGACAUACUGUUCGUCCUCACUCUGCCGUUCUGGGCAGUGACUCACGCCACCGGCACUUGGGUUUUCAGCAACUCCCUGUGCAAACUGAUGAAAGGCAUCUACGCAGUGAACUUUAACUGCGGGAUGCUGCUCCUGGCCUGCAUCAGCCUGGACCGGUACAUUGCCAUCGUCCAGGCCACCAAAUCUUUCCGGGUGCGAUCCAGAACGCUGGCACACAGUAAGGUCAUCUGUUUGGCGGUGUGGGCCAUAUCGGUCUUCAUCUCAAGCCCCACCUUUAUCUUCAACAAGAAGUACCGGUUCCAGGGUAGAAUCGAGGUCUGUGAGCCCCAGUACAAGUCUGUCUCAGAGCCUAUCGCCUGGAAGCUGCUGGGGCUGGGGCUCGAGCUGCUUUUCGGCUUCUUCACCCCUCUGCUGUUCAUGGUGUUCUGCUAUCUGUUCAUCAUCAAAACCCUGGUGCAGGCCCAGAACUCUAAAAGGCACAGAGCCAUCCGCGUCGUCAUCGCCGUGGUCCUCGUGUUCCUAGCUUGUCAGAUCCCUCACAAUGUGGUUCUGCUCAUGACUGCAGUAAACACGGGCAAAAUUGACCGGCCCUGCAGCGGGGAGAUACGCCUCGCCUACGCCAGGAACGUGGCUGAGGUCCUGGCUUUCCUCCACUGCUGCCUCAACCCCGUGUUGUACGCAUUUAUUGGACAGAAAUUCAGGAACUACUUCGUGAAGAUCAUGAAGGAUGUGUGGUGUGCGAGAAGAAAGAACAAGGUGCCAGGCUUCCUCUGUGCGCGGGCGUACUCAGAAAGCUAUGCUUCCCGGCAGACCAGCGAGAUUAUGGACAACGACAAUGCCUCAUCCUUUACCAUGUAACGUGUGGGUAUGAAACCACACACUACAGCCGCCUUUGUGAAACCUGCUAUUAUGUGUGUGUGUGUGUGAGAGAGAGAGAGAGAGAGAGAGAGAGAGAUACAGAGAGAGAGAGAGAGAGGAGAAAGAGAGAGAGAGGUGGGGGAGGCCCAAAUAACUAUGGAAAUUAAGCGAGUCUUCCAGUGGGCAGGUGGGCACUGAUAGCGAAGCUCUCCCCAGUGUGGUUGAUAAGAAACCUUAGUGGCGCUUGCAUUCUGGGAUUGGCGGUCCACAAAAGAAGCUUUGGGGAAUGCUGGAUUAGAGUGAAGUACUUAUGAAUGUAACCAUAUUCAGAAAUGUUCGUGAAGGGGUCGCAGACCCAGUGAUGGCCCAAAACAAGGACACAGCUUGGGAAAGCAACAGAAGCCCUCCUGGGACUCGCGUGAUGCUAGGGGGAUGUUUACCAUCCUUGGUGGCAAAUCGCAAAAAUCCUGUACCCGGUUCCUUCUCCUCCCAGCCAGGCUGUGGGACAGCAACCUGGGAGGCAGGAACCAAGCAGGGAGUGGGGUCCAUGGUCUUGCUGCCAGCCUGCAAGCUUGCUUCUGCUUCAGGAAGUGGUUUCCCACGGUUUCCCUCCCCUCUGAGGUGGGUGGAGUCUGAGCGGGAAAGCUGGGGUUGUGUUCCAGGCUGGGUGAAGGGCUUGGCAACUUCUAGCAUAGCUCAACAUUCAUCCCAUGGCGGGUAAAUUGGACUGGUUUGUAGUUGAAAGUGCUUUUCUUCCUGUUCUGAAAUGGAGCUGGAGAUUGUGGUCACCCCGGGCUUCAAGUUAGCCCCUGGGCAGUCUCCAGGACCAAGUGGAUUUGUUGUUGGUUUAAAUCGGGAAUCGAACCUGGGGUCUCACACAAGACUCUGCAAGUGAGCUGCCACUGUGCUGUAGUCUAAGACCUUUCUGACAUGGACAUCCUCCUGCCUCAGCUCUACAAAGAUCCGGGAUUACAGGCCUGUGCCACUGUGCCUGGCGCUGAGACUGAUCUUUAGGCGGCUUUACCCAAAGUCAUGGUUAGCAGCAGUAAGUCCUUCUGCCUCAUUGGAAGAAGCUCAUAGGACUCUGGUCCUUGAAGUGCUGCGGAGGCAGAUGGUGAACCUGAACUGGGAAUGCAGAAACACAAAGCUCGUGCCAAAAGCUGCUGAUGCGAGUGUCGGAAUACUGACGUGCUCAGUUCUGACAUGUGGUUUGGAAGGCGAAUGGUUAGUGAGCUGUAGCAAUGCCUGACGUGUGUGUGUGUGUGUGUGUGUGUGUGUGUGUGUGUGUGUGUGUGUGUGUGUUUGAGAGGAGAGACAAGAGGAUUACUUCAGGUGUAUUCCUCAGGCAUUGACUCUUUUCUUGUUUAAGACAGUCUCUCAGCAUCUCGGAGCUCAGUCAGUAGGUUAGACUGGCUGGUCAGAGGAGCCCCGGAUUCAGCCGCCGCUGCUCCCCAGCACCCACCACCACAGCUCUUUAUUUUCUCUUUUACAAAGGUUCUGGGCACUGAACUGGUCUUUGUGCCUGCAAGGCAGUUGCUUUUCCUGUCUGAACCUCUCUCCAGGCCGGCACCGGAACAGAGCUCCUUAGCUUAUGCUCCCUGUUCCGCACAUUAAACUGUAAUCUUAUCACAA